AUGCCGCUUUCGCCUUCGCCCUCGCCUCCGCCGGAUCCAUCGAGUGCUGGCGGUGCGCUGAAUGUGCAUCUCGCGGGCGAGCAAACUACCAGCGCCGAUGGUACGUCAGCACAGCAUGCAGCAUCGGCUCAAAAGCCACUAGAUCCGCGCGAGACCACUCGGAAAGAGCUCGAGAAACGAGUGCGGAAAGUCAUCGACCGCUUUUAUGAGAUCGCGACACGCGCAGCAGACAUGCCUGAAGGAAGCGAAGAAGCAUUGAUGGGCAAGAUACUAGAGGCAAUCAGCUCUCUCUCUGACUUGAUGGCUAUAGCGCCGUCACUUACAUUAGAAAUACCGCUCGAUGUGCUAGAGUACAUCGAUGUCGGACGAAAUCCUGACCUGCACACACUCGCACUGGUCCGAAGACUUGCAAAUGACAAUCAGCAAAUGCUCGGCCAGAGUAUGGCGUUGGGGCAUUACCGCGACCAGCUGCAAGCAGCCUUGGCCGUUAACUUUCCCGAAUUGGCACAAUAUGUGGCCGCAGAUGCAAUUCCGACAAGCCAAUUCGUUGGGCAACCUUCCUGA
Messenger RNA from Tilletiaria anomala UBC 951, 564 nucleotides. RefSeq lists its product as uncharacterized. Gene Ontology annotation, molecular function: transcription coregulator activity. Gene Ontology annotation, biological process: regulation of transcription by RNA polymerase II. Gene Ontology annotation, cellular component: mediator complex. The transcript is spliced from 4 exons. Lineage: Eukaryota; Fungi; Basidiomycota; Exobasidiomycetes; Georgefischeriales; Tilletiariaceae. The coding region runs from base 1 to 564 and encodes 187 amino acids. The record is from RefSeq and is a predicted model, not a curated record.